GGCGCUGUAUACAAAUUGUAUACAGUGCGGUAGCUACCCUGGGCACUGACAAUACAUGUACAUGUAUACACAUGUACAUGUACAUACAUACAGUUCGACAGGCGUGGUGGGACUAGUGACCUCCAAAUACAAACAACUCCGUGAAGUUUACGUGCUGAUUGAGUUUGGAGUUUGGACAAUUCAACACUGACAUGCCAUACCAAAAGGUCCCUCACAAACUACACCCCUCCAUGCUGCACCAAAACGUUAUCAGUGGUUGUCGUGGCGUUGAGGCCGGUUUUCUGUUCCUUGCUCUAUGUUGCGACGGAUAAAUUUGCAGUGAACCAAAAUACGUGUAAAUACGCACGAGAUAUACUUCCGGGAUUACCAAACAGGUCUACUGACUGACUGUGAAUAUUCCUGACUGUCAUGACUGUGUGUCUGUGUGUAUAUCUCGUAACAUCUAGUUUAAAAUCAUUUUAAUGGACUGAUGAAGGAGAAGGAACUUGCGGAAAGAUGAUUUGUGUCAUUUUGGUAGCUGGACAUGGACGCGUUUUGGAAGAUGAAAUCAAGAACGAUGCCUCAGGGUGUUACUCCAACUUGGAAGGCGUGCCCAAGUCCUUACUUCCGGGCGUAGGUGGGAAAAGAAUUCUGGAUUUCUGGUGGGAGGCCAUCAACACGCGACAGGUGUUCAGUGACGUUUACCUUGUCACCAAUGCUGACAAGUACAAGUACUAUGAGCGCUGGGCAACAGCGAAUGACUUCCCAGUCGAUAACAUUGUCAAUGAUGGCUCCACCACUUACGAAAACAGACUGGGUUCUGUGGGCGAUUUUGAUCUGGUGCUCAGGAACAAGAAAAUCAAUGACAGUGUGAUGGUGGUUGCCGGGGACAUGCUUUUUCAAGAUCACAACUUUGACAUUACCCAAGUGGUGGACUACUUCAAGCGAAAGCAAGGGGAGCUUGCCAUUUGUUAUGAGAUGGAACCAACAGAACUCUCACGCAGUCGUGGCAUCGUGGAUGUGUGUCCUGUGACAAACAGGAUUACUCAUUUCACGGAGAAGCCGAACCAUGAUGAGGCAAUGUCGCGUUUGGCAAGCGUCGUCUUCUACUGCUUCCGAAAGCAGACCCUGCCGACGAUCACAUCCUACCUCAACGAUCAUCCUAAUGUCGUCGAGAGAAACUUUGGAAUGUACAUGGAGUGGCUUGUCAACAAGUCUGGCAUCGAGGUCUAUGGCAUGAAGCUCCCCACUGGCUUUCAACUCAUCGGCCAAGUUGGUCUACACGAAUACAAAAAGUGGCUGGAAUACUUCUCGGACAAACAACUCCAGCAAGGGGUUAAAGAAGCCUUCACUGCCACGGCAUAUGCAAGAUUGGGUUUAAUGGGUAACCCCUCGGAUGGUUUCCAUGGCAAAACCAUAUCUCUCUCCAUCGCCAACUUCUGGGCGGAAGUCACCAUCAAGGAAAGCGAGCGACUGAUAUUGGUUCCGCAUCCGUUGAAUGACCCUACAGAGUUUGGUAGCCUGGGAGACCUCCAUGGUAUCAGUAGAAAGGAAGGCUACUUUGGAGGAUUGAGGCUUCUUCAGGCUACCUGCAAGAAGUUCUAUCAGUACUGCUCAGAGCAAGGGAUUGCUUUGCCGAAGAGAAAUUUUACACUGAAAUACGACACCAAUAUACCAAGACAGGUGGGUCUUGCUGGAAGCAGUGCCAUCGUCACGGCAACACUGAAAUGUCUCAUGCACUUCUUUGAUCUCACAAAUAGUGAUAUUCCACAGCCAAUGCAGCCACAGUUCAUCCUGAACGUUGAGGUGGAUGAACUUUUCAUCAAUGCUGGACUGCAAGACAGAGUUAUACAGAUCUACCAAGGUCUUGUCUACAUGGAUUUCUCACGGGAGGUCAUGAGGUCAAAAGGUCACGGUGAAUAUCAGCCGAUGGAGAUCGGCCUUGUUCCACCGCUGUGGCUUGCAUUUGUUCGCAAUCCCAGCGACUCCGGCAAGAUUCACAGCAACGCCAGACAGCGAUUUGACAGUGGUGAUCCAGAAGUUGUAGGUGGGAUGAAGAAAUUAGCUGAGCUCACAGAUCAAGCCAAAGAAGCAUUGGAAGCAGGUGAUGUACCAAGACUCUGUGACCUCAUGAAUGAGAACUUUGACCUCAGGCGGAGUCUCUACGGUGAUGAUGUGAUCGGAGAGUUGAAUCUGAGGAUGGUGGAACUGGCUAGACAGUUCGGUUCAUCUUCUAAGUUCCCUGGCAGCGGGGGAGCUGUGAUUGGCAUUUGUCGGGAUCCAGAACAACUGCCAUUUUUAAAGGCAGCAUUUCAAGAGGAAGGUUUCGUCUUUUGCCACGUCAUUCCAAAGCAGGAAUCAGUAGCAGCCACUAACCAUCCCCAUAUCUCAACCACCCCACCUCCUCAUGAUGACCCCGCCCAUCCGCCAAACAACUCUGAGGAGAAGUGGCAAGAGGUUGAAGUUACAGAGGCAGGUGACAAGGCAACCAGUGGAAAUGACCAAAACCUGGAUUAACUUGGUUAAUAACCAGUACAAGUUUAAGGACCAUUGGUUAAUCAGUAUCAGUUUGAUUAACCAAUGCGAGGUAGAUUAUCAGGAUCAUCGGUUAAGUUUUAAUCAUGCUCCACCAUUGGACAACCAUGUGCACUUGUCAUCAACCAAGUUAAUUGGUUGACCAAUGCAAGUUUGAUCAAGUACAAUUGGUUAACGAGUUCAAGUUUGAUCAAAUACAAGUCGGUUUAACCAGUAUUAGUAAUAUCAAGGAUCACUUGUUUACCAGGGCUACUUUGAUAAAGGACUUUAGUUAACCAAAGAAAGUUUGGUCAAGCAAUAUUGGUUAACGUUUGCAAGUUAAUUGAUUAACCACUGCAAGAUUGAUCAAUAUCCAAUGCACCAUUGGAUAACCAGUGCUCUUUUCAUCAACCAAGUUAAUUGGUUAACCAAUGCACGUUUGAUCAACUACAAUUGGCAAAUGCAAGUUUGGUUAAAUAUUGGUCAACAGGUGCAAGUUAAUUGAUUAACCAGUUUGAGAUUGAUCAAUGCCCAUUGGCUUACAUGUGUAGGUUUGAUCGAGGACCACUAAUGGGGGCAAUAAACAAGGCCAGUUGGUGAUCGAACCAGUGCAAUCAGUUAUGGUUGGUUUACCAGACAAGUUGAAUCAUGGACCGAGUGGUCAACGAGUAUAAGUUAAAUCAAUGAUCAUUGGUUAAUCGGGGCAAGUUUGGUAAAGUACCACUGACUUCUAAACCAGUGCAAGUUUAUCAAGGACAUAAUUGGCUAAGCAGUUAAAGAUUCUGAUUGAUCAGACACCAUAUACCUUUGGUUAACCAGUUAAAGUUAUGGGUUGACAAGUACACAUUUUAUUAACCCUCCUGCUUUCUGAACAGUCACAGACAGUCAAAAAAAUUAAUCCUCUUCCCUGCCAUGCCUUUAACACAGGCUAGUCACCAACAGGCA
Messenger RNA from Patiria miniata (bat star), 3438 nucleotides. RefSeq lists its product as uncharacterized. The record is from RefSeq and is a predicted model, not a curated record. Gene Ontology annotation, molecular function: ATP binding; glucuronokinase activity. Gene Ontology annotation, biological process: biosynthetic process. Bases 496 to 2496 code for a protein of 666 amino acids. The transcript is spliced from 19 exons. NCBI's taxonomy places the organism in Eukaryota, Metazoa, Echinodermata, Asteroidea, Valvatida, Asterinidae.